GGUGGCGCGGGCAGCCGAGGCGCUGAGGACCCCGCAGUACGGCCGGGCGCUGCCAUGGCGGCGGGGGUGUGGAGGCUGCUCUUGCUGCUGCUGCUGUCGCCGCUGCCCGCUGCCGCUGUCUACGAGGAUCAAGUGGGCAAGUUCGAUUGGAGACAGCAGUACGUGGGGAAACUCAAGUUCGCCUCCUUGGAAGCCUCUCAGGGCUCGAAGAAGCUCGUGGUGGCCACUGAGAAGAACGUGGUGGCCGCCCUGAACUCUAGAAGCGGUGAAAUCUUGUGGCGCCAUGUAGACAAGGGAACGCACGAAGGAGUGAUUGACGCGAUGCUGAUCCAUGGGCAGGAUGCCAUCACAGUGUCCAAUGCUGGGCGCAUUCUGCGUUCCUGGGAGACCAACAUUGGAGGGUUGAACUGGGAGACGUCCCUGGACACUAGCAGUUUCCAGGCUGCUAGUUUGGUGGCGCUGCAGGAUGCAGUGAAAUAUGUGGCAGUCCUGAAGAAGGCAGCUAUCUCUCUUCUCUACCUUUCCAAUGGGCACCAGAAAUGGGCAGAACACUUACCAGAAAAUGAAGGUAUCCAAUACCAGUUGUUGUAUUCCCGUGGGACUGGAGUGAUCCACGUGCUUGGAAUUGUUCCCCAGAGCCACUUGAACAUUUUAACAUUCCAUGUAGAAGAUGGAGAAAUUACAAAACAGAGCAGAGUAGCAGCGCCCUGGCUGAAGUCUCUCAGCGGUGCCUGCAGCGUGGUGGGGGAGGCCGUGCUGGUGUGUGUAGACACAGACUCACAUUCGCUCUAUGUUUGCUCCUUGGAGACAGAGCAGGAGAUGGAGCAGAUCCCACUGCAGUCACUUGACCUGGAGUUUGCUGAUGGCUUCCAGCCCCAGAUAUUGGCCACUCAGCCCCAUGUUAUCGGUGCUUCGCGGACUCAGUUCUUCCUGCAGCUUUCUCCGAGCCACUUCUCCCUGCUGCAGUACAAACAUGGGCUGCUCAGCCACCUCCGGGACUUCCAGCAGGUAGCUCUGGUGAGUUUUGCAACCACUGGGGAGAAAACUGUGGCUGCUGUGCUGACCUGCAGGAGUGAACUGAAACCUGGAAGUUCUGAUGGCCUUCAUGCAGGAAGCACUCUAGAGGAAUCCCGGAAGCAGGAAUCCUUAAUCUGUUCCAAUCAAACCUACAAUAUUAAUCUCUACCUGGUUGAAACUGGACAAAGGUUGUUGGAUACCACGAUUACCUUUACAUUGGAGCAGAGCGGUGCCAAGCCACAGCAGCUCUACAUCCAAGUUUUCCUGAAGAAGGAUGACUCUGUGGGCUACCGAGCCUUGGUGCAAACAGAAGACCACAUGCUGAUGUUCCUCCAGCAGCCAGGAAAGGUUGUGUGGAGUCGAGAGGAGUCUCUGGCAGAAGUGGUAAGCUUGGAGAUGGUGGAUCUGCCUCUGACAGGCGCACAGGCUGAGCUGGAGGGAGAAUUUGGAAAGAAAGCAGAUGGUUUGCUGGGCAUGUUUCUGAAGCGGCUGUCCUCCCAGCUCAUCCUGCUGCAAGCCUGGACUGCGCAUCUUUGGAAGAUGUUCUAUGAUGCCAGGAAACCCCGAAGCCAGAUUAAAAAUGAGAUUAACAUUGACAAUUUGGCCAGAGAUGAGUUUAACCUCCAGAAAAUGAUGGUGAUGGUCACUGCUUCAGGAAAGGUUUUUGGUAUUGAAAGCAGUUCUGGCACCAUCCUGUGGAAGCAGUACCUCAGGGAUGUGAGACCAGGCUCCUCCUUCAAGCUGAUGGUCCAAAGAACGACAGCCCAUUUCCCACACCCGCCACAGUGCACCUUGCUCGUUAAGGACAAGGAAACCAAAAUGAGCUUUCUGUAUGUCUUCAACCCCAUCUUUGGAAAGAGAAGUCAAGUAGCUCCCCCUGUUCUGAAGCGCCCAAUUCUUCAGACUUUGCUUCUGCCUAUUAUGGAUCAAGACUAUGCCAAAGUGCUGCUCCUGAUUGAUGAUGAGUACAAGGUUACAGCUUUCCCAGCAACUAAAAAUGUCCUUCGCCAGUUAAGAGAAAUUGCCUACUCGAUCUUUUUUUAUCUCGUCGAUGCUGAGCUGGGAAAACUCUCUGGAUUUAGGCUGAAAAAGGACCUGUCGACAGAGGAGAGCUGGGAGGUGAUGAUCCCCCCUGAGGUACAGAGGAUUGUUUCUGUGAAAGGGAAGAGGUCCAACGAGCACGUGCAUUCCCAGGGCCGCGUGAUGGGAGACCGAAGUGUUCUCUAUAAGUCCUUGAAUCCCAACCUGCUGGCUGUGGUGACAGAGAGCACCGAUACGCAUCAUGAGCGUACUUUCAUUGGGAUAUAUCUGAUCGAUGGAGUCACGGGCAGGAUCAUCCACUCUUCGGUACAGAAGAAGGCGAAGGGACCUGUCCACAUUGUCCACUCGGAGAACUGGGUGGUGUACCAGUACUGGAACACGAAAGCACGUCGGAAUGAGUUCACAGUCCUGGAGCUGUAUGAGGGAACAGAGCAAUACAAUGCCACAGCCUUCAGCUCCCUCGACCGCCCAAUUUUACCGCAGGUCCUCCAGCAGUCAUACAUCUUUCCAUCUGCUAUCAGUGCCAUGGAGGCCACCAUCACUGAGCGAGGCAUCACCAGCCGUCAUUUGCUCAUUGGGCUGCCUUCUGGGGCCAUCCUCUCCCUGCCGAAGGCUCUGCUGGAUCCUCGCCGCCCAGAGAUCCCUACAGAACAAAGCAGGGAAGAGAACCUGAUCCCCUACUCUCCUGAUGUGCAGAUCCAUGCUGAGAGGUUUAUCAACUACAAUCAAACCAUAUCGCGGAUGAGAGGGAUUUACACAGCCCCCUCCGGCCUGGAGUCUACUUGUUUGGUUGUUGCGUAUGGCCUGGACAUCUACCAGACUCGCGUGUACCCGUCGAAGCAGUUUGAUGUCCUGAAAGAUGACUACGACUACGUGCUGAUAAGCAGCGUCCUCUUUGGGCUGGUUUUUGCUACAAUGAUCACGAAGAGACUGGCGCAGGUGAAGCUGCUGAACCGGGCCUGGCGGUAGGGCCCUGUGAGGAGGAGUCUGCACUCUGAGCUGCCCGAAGAUUCGCUACCCUGCGCUGCCACUGGGUUCUUUUAGAAGAUCUGAUGGAUGCAAACAGCUCUGUGGCAGAUAUUUGGGAGGAGAAGCUGCUUGUUCAACACAACACUGUGCUGCUGACAUUUCCUCUGGUGCAAAGAAAUGGGAGAGAGGUGGAGAAGAGAUGUAGGUCUGUUAUGACUGGAAAAGAACUCUCCCACUCCUCCGUUAAAGCCCUAACGUCCCCAGUGCUAAUGGAGCUAAUCCUGGGGGUGUGCCUCCUCCUGAUCUCCGACUCAUCCUUGGUGCCUGGGUCAGAGAAGGUGGCUGGAGUGGGAAUGCUGCUGUGUGCACAAGGCCCGAGAGGAGGAGGAGGUGGUGGCGUUGAGCCACUUUGUUGGGAGGAAUGUCAAAUGGGGUGGGAAACACUUUCACCACGGUGCAUGAGGACAUACAGCUAUGUCUGUUUGUGAUCUUUAUUUAUGAAGAUGCCAAGGCCGGCUCCUUCUCCAUCCCUUCCCUGGGUGUGGUUCUGCUGCUUUGGUCUGAGGCAGCAUGGCAGGGACGCUUCCUCCACCCUUCCAUCACAACGCGGCUCCAAUAGAGGCCAAGUGCUGUCAC
Cuculus canorus (common cuckoo) is the source of this 3663-nucleotide messenger RNA. It is a transcript of the gene EMC1, whose product is annotated as ER membrane protein complex subunit 1. Gene Ontology annotation, molecular function: protein binding. Lineage: Eukaryota; Metazoa; Chordata; Aves; Cuculiformes; Cuculidae. Gene Ontology annotation, biological process: protein folding in endoplasmic reticulum. The coding region runs from base 55 to 3027 and encodes 990 amino acids. Gene Ontology annotation, cellular component: EMC complex. The record is from RefSeq and is a predicted model, not a curated record. The transcript has 23 exons.